Archocentrus centrarchus (flier cichlid) is the source of this 1480-nucleotide messenger RNA. It is a transcript of the gene rpp25l, whose product is annotated as ribonuclease P/MRP 25 subunit-like. Gene Ontology annotation, cellular component: ribonuclease MRP complex. Gene Ontology annotation, molecular function: RNA binding. The transcript has 2 exons. Gene Ontology annotation, biological process: tRNA 5'-leader removal. The coding region runs from base 236 to 1051 and encodes 271 amino acids. The record is from RefSeq and is a predicted model, not a curated record. Lineage: Eukaryota; Metazoa; Chordata; Actinopteri; Cichliformes; Cichlidae.
CGCGGGAUUUUCGUUAUAAAAUGAAACGUGUUCCCUCCUGAGCUAACGCCGCAGUUUUCCGCCAUGUUGCGCAGCAUGAGCGGAUUCCCCGCAGUCGGUGGGUUCAUGGAGGGAAGCUCAGUUUAGCCUCCGUGUGUCCGGCGGCUGGUCGAGCCUCAGGACGCAGAAAACGUUUGAAACGGCGCCGGUCCGGCCUCCAUUAAAAAUCCGUCCGGUUUAGAGAGAAAGCGCAGUCAUGAUGCAUCCUUCCUCUGCGUUCCCCGCAGUCAGUGCGGGCCCUGCCUCACAUCAGCGCACAUUACACACAGCAGCAGCUCUGAGAGUUCAUGUGGGUUCAUUGGCAAAAGCGACCCAGCAGGUUCACCUGCGUCCUGCUGCGGCCCCACAGAUGGAGAACUACCGCAAAGCUCGGACCGUGGAGCAGCCCUGCGUCUGCCCCUUCGCCAACCUCACCGCCGACACGCCGGAGAUCCGCGUCAAAGACGGCAGCAAGAUCCGAAACCUGCUGCGCUAUGCUCUGAGCCGCAUGGAGGCCAAAACACAAGCGGGUGAGGAGGAGGGACAACCCCCACCUGAGGAAGGUGGCACUCAAGGACCACUGGAGGCCCCGGGCCGGCCUCUCUGCAGACAGAUCAUCUUCACCGCGAGCGGUAAAGGUGUCUCCAAAGCCAUCACAUGUGCAGAGAUCAUGAAGAGGCGUGUGAAGGGGCUCCACCAGCUCACUAAGCUGCUGUAUAGCACCGUGGAGGAGGUGUGGGAGCCGCUGGAGCCUGCUGCCGGCCUCGACAGCCUCACUGUCAGCAGGAAUCUGCCUGCCAUCUGGAUCCUCCUCUCCAGAGAGGCACUGGACUCGAACCAGUCAGGAUACCAGGCGCCGGGUCGCUAUGACACCCUGUGGGCUCAGGGUGCCAUCAGGGAGGAGGGCGGAGGGUUCACCGGGCAGCGACCGGGACACAGGAGGAAGAGAGGAGGAGGAGGAGGUGGAGGCAGAGGGAAAGGAGCCGGCCGUCAGAGCGGGUGGUCGAGAGAGGCGGCCAAAGGACAGAGUUGAUGCAUGGAUAACUGUGAAAGCGCUGCCCUCUGAGCUUGGAGACUGUGGCCUGUUAAACUGAAGUCUGCUGAGACGCAGCUCCAGCACCGUGUGACCUUCAGCAUGAAGCUCAGUUGGAAACAGAAGCGUUUGCUCUCUGAGAGCCGUGCUGAAAUCUCAGCGAGAGAUUUAAAAACUGCAGGUUUGCUCAAAGCCUUCUGAACACGUCUGAGAACAUGACGAUAAACUGGAGAUCCGACAAGUUUAAGUUUUAAAUGUUUCCCUGAGAGUUUUAUUUCUUUCUCCAGUUAAUCAGAAAGCAGGAGGCGAGUGUUUUUCAGAGGAAACUUGAUUGUAAAAUGAGUAAAACUGAAGAAACAUCAAGUCUUUAAUAAAAGACUUAUCUGUCAAAAAUGUCUCUGUGGAUAAUAAAUGUAACAUUUUUGUGGA